Messenger RNA from Zophobas morio, 1441 nucleotides. Its product is annotated as alaserpin-like. The record is from RefSeq and is a predicted model, not a curated record. The transcript is spliced from 4 exons. Gene Ontology annotation, molecular function: serine-type endopeptidase inhibitor activity. The coding region runs from base 205 to 1374 and encodes 389 amino acids. NCBI's taxonomy places the organism in Eukaryota, Metazoa, Arthropoda, Insecta, Coleoptera, Tenebrionidae.
GCAAAUAGUGUCGCCAAUUUGCAUAAUCGAUCUUCGUUAAAUUCGCACGUUUGCAUUUUUGUUUGUUGAAAUCUUGAGGCCGCACUUUCCAACCAAUCUGUAUUUUCCCUACUACAUAAUUCAAGGAAUCCGUCGUAGGAUUAUAUUUUAUUCGCUUAAAUAAAAAUACGUGAACAUCUCGAACCUCAUUGAUUGUGAAUUACGAUGAAGAGUUUCUUGGUUCUUGUGGGGCUGUCGGUGGUCUUCGCCCACCCUCUGGACUACAGGUUCGUCCUCAACAACACGAAAUUCGCAGCGUCCGUGUACAAAGAAGCGGCGCUUCAAAACGAAGACAACUUCUUGGUGAGUCCGUUAUCGGCCCAGUUGGUACUAGCCCUAUCCCAGUCGGGCGCCAAGGACCAAACGGCCCAAGAAAUCCAAGACGUCCUCAAACUCUCCCACUCGAAAGUCGUCAUCGACUGCACCAUGGGAGGUCUUCUGCAAAAUUUGAACCGACAACACGACUACGAUCUACGCACCGUCAAUAAAAUCUACAUCAAAGAAAACUGUCCGAUUAACACAGACUUCAUCGACAGCGCUAAAUUGAUAUAUCAAUCCGAAACCGAAAAUAUUGACUUCGGGAGGAACAAAGAAGCAGCGGCUGCUAUCAACCAGUGGGUCGAACAAGCCACCGACGACAAAAUCCACAAUUUGAUUGACCCCGAAAGCUUGACCAACGACACUCGAGUCGUCCUCCUCAACGCCUUACGCUUCAAAGCCAACUGGACAACCCCAUUCCAGAUGUUCUCCACCAUGAAACAAGAUUUCCACUCCGCAGACAGUACCAUCCAAGUCGACACCAUGCACCUGUUUGAAGAGUACUUCGACUGGUACGACAAGCCCGAGCUCAACGCGACGUUCCUAGAACUUCCUUUCGUCGGUGACAACGUUUCAAUGACCAUCGUCCUCCCGGAAGUCUCGGACGGUUUGAGUCUCCUCGAACAAAACAUCGACUUGGUUUUGGAACCCCCGCACUCCAAAAGUCGCGAGAUGUUCAACGUCGCGCUGCCAAAAUUCAAAAUGGAGUCGAAGAUCGACUUCAAGAGAGUCCUGCAGAACUUAGGGGUGAAGAAAGCGUUCGAGGAAGGGGCAGCUGACUUUAGUGGGAUGGCUGGUGACAAAGGGGAGCUUUUUAUUGACGAGGUGGCUCAAAAGACUUUUGUGGAUGUUAACGAAGACGGGAUGGAGGCGGCAGCUGCCACUUUCGUUGUUAAAAUCGUCAACAGGAACGUGGAGGCGUCGCGGGAUUUUAUCGUCAAUCGGCCGUUUUUAUUCUUCGUGAAAGUGGAGGACUUGGUGGUGUUCAUGGGGAGGGUGGUGGUACCGUAUUAUUAGCUAUAGGAUGUAUUUAUUUGUCUGUAAUAAAUUAUUGUAAAAAAAAGCGUCGUGGUUGUGGUUUUUU